GUAAACCGUGAUUGACCACACACUCCAGCACAGUAGGUGUCGGCAUGCGCCUUGUUUGCGGACUACCAUUAUAUCAUAGAAGAAGCCGUGUCGUCUGCCGAAAACUCACGCGAAGAAGAAGCUGCACGUUAACGUGAUAGUGUAGUUGCAGAGAAUUUGUGACUACGUUUUAGACCGUAGCUCUAGCCACAACAAUAUAGCUGAAAUUGAUUGAUUAUAUUAUGGAAAGCGACACCGAGAUGGAGGACUUCGAUAGCAGCGAGGAGGGAAGCAAUUGGUCUGAUGAUAGUUACCUUGCAGACGAAGACUUCAGCUUCGACUAUCAGGAGGGAGUGGAUCCACACGAGGACGCUCUUGAUUGGGAAGAGGACUCAAAUGAAUCAGCAGGCGACACACCACCCAGAGUCAUUCCAAGGAAAGAGAGCCAAUCUGAGAGCGGGGUAAAGUGUUCUGAUUCUCCAGAAGAACCAUGGUUACCAUGCAAAGGUUCACAGUCAACAAGGACAUCAAGUGUUAAAACGGAUGAAGAUGAAGCCCCACUGCUGAGCACCUUGCAUCCAGACCAACAGCGUAGCCCGUCAGUGAAUUUGUCAACAAAGAACUAUUCUCCACGUAAAAGAGUGCCGGCCUCACCCUCAUUAAAGUCCAAAGUACCACGUCUCUCAACCCCAAGAAAAAACUCUCGCUUACCACACAGAACAACCGAGUCAGAUCAGCCAUGGAAAACAGAGGAACACCCUGAUGAGGGUCCUCAACCUUUGAGAUUUUGUCCAAGCAGACCUCCUGGACCUCAAGUAGAUCCCUCAGCCAUGUACUCACCGUUAGACUUAUUUCAAAUGUUUUUUACAAAAGUCACGGUCAGAACCCUCUGCGACAAUACAAAUAGACAAGCGGCUAGAAACAUUGGUAGGGGCAAAAAGUUUAAGUGGAUAGAUAUAACUGUGAAGGAGUUUUACAAAUUCAUUGGAUUGGUCUUCUUUACUGCUCUGGUUAAGACAAGAGCUAUCAGUGAUUACUGGAUAACAAACUCCAUCUUCUCAAUUCCGUUUCCAGCUACUGUGAUGAACAGGGAUAGAUACAGAAUCAUAUCAUGGAACAUUCACAUGAGUGAUCCUGAUGAGGAUGCUGUCAAUGACAGUAAAAAGGGCACUCCUGAAUAUGAUAGGCUAUUUCGGCUCAAACCAUUAAUGAAUGACAUUCGUCAUGCCUGCAUGUCCUGUUUCCACCCACAUAGAAACCUGGCUGUAGAUGAACGGAUGGUGGCAUCAAAAGCAAGAAAUGGGUUGAUUGAAUAUAUCAAGUCAAAGCCCACUAAAUUUGGCUUUAAGAUUUUUGUGUUAGCUGACUCCAGCAAUGGCUAUACAGUGGACUAUGCUGUGUAUAUCGGUAAAAACACGUUUCCCGUUGGCUUUGGAAUUUGUCACGAUUCAGUGAUGUCCCUCGUAAGGCCCUCUGUUCUUGGCUCAGGUUACCACGUGUAUCUUGACAACUACUUCUCCAGCCCAAAAUUAUUCAAGGACUUAUUUGAUAUGAAAAUGGGAGCGUGUGGUACCAUGAGGGAAGGCAGAUUGGGCUUCCCAAGAUCAGAAGAAAAUGCGCUGACCAAGAAAUCCCCAAGAGGAUCUUUACGGUGGAUAAGGGAGGGCUCCCUGCUCUUUGUGAAGUGGAAGGAUGCCCGGGAAGUGUCAAUGGGUACCACCAUUCAUCAAGCGUAUGGAGGGGAGACAAUAAAAAGGAAACGCAAGAAUAAGGAUGGCAAAUGGUCUCACGAGUCAAUUCCAGUACCCACCCCAAUUCUAGAAUACAAUAAAAACAUGGGAGGUGUUGACUUAUCUGACCAACUGAUUACUUACUUCUCAGCCCACCGCAAAACAAUGAAGUGGUACCGAACAUUGUUCUACCAUUUUGUGGACAUAGCGACUACUAACAGCUACAUCAUUCACAAGGAUCUGUGUAAAGUGAACAAGAUGCAGCCCAUGACCCACAAAGAAUUCACACAAGCGCUCGUGGCCCAGCUCUGUGAGGUGUCCAUUGAGACUCAGUCCAAGCCGACAAACACUGGACAUACACCUGUCCCGAUCAAGCCUGUGGCAGACAAAAGCAAGAGAAGUUCUGCAGGACGAAAGCGAUGCGAACUCUGCAAGAAAUCGGGACACUCCAAAGACACUCCCUGGAAGUGCAAUGAGUGUGGCGUACCACUUUGUGUCAUUCCAGACAGAAAUUGCUUUCAUGAUUGGCACAACCUUGAGGGAAUGGCCCCAGUUGAGUAUCAGUCUUCGGACACUUGAGUAAAGCUGUAAGACUUGUGCAGCUAUAUCCUAUCCAUCGUAGAUGAGGAGUGCUGUUGGAUCUGUGCCUUUAUUGCAAAUUUUAGUGUAUUUAAACAAAAUGCUGCUCUUUUUCUAUUUUGACUUUUGAUAGGAGUAAUACUUUUGUGUUGUUUUUCCAAGAUAAUGGAUAUCAGGCCAAAAAUUUGUCAAUAGGGAAAGGCUAAAUACAGUGGGGAGAGCAAGUAUUUGAUACACUGCCGAUUUUGUAGUUUUUCCUACUUACAAAGCAUGUAGAGGUCUGUAAUUUUUUAUCAUAGGUACACUUCAACUGAGAGACAGUAUCUAAAAAUCCAGAAAAUCACAUUGUAUGAUUUUUAAGUAAUUAAUUUGCAUUUUAUUGCAUGACAUAAGUAUUUGAUCACCUACCAACCAUUAAGAAUUCUGGCUCUCACAGACCUGUUAGUUUUUCUUUAAGAAGCCGUCCUGUUCUCCACUCAUUACCUGUAUUAACUGCAACUGUUUGAACUCGUUACCUGUAUAAAAGACACCUGUCCACACACUCAUUCAAACAGACUCCAACCUCUCCACAAUGGCCAAGACCAGAGAGCUGUGUAAGGACAUCAGGGGUACAAUUGUAGACCUGCACAGGGCUGGGAUGGGCUACAGGACAAUAGGCAAGCAGCUUGGUGAGAAGGCAACAACUGUUGGCGCAAUUAUUAGAAAAUGGAAGAAGUUCAAGAUGACGGUCAAUCACCCUCAGUCUGGGGCACCAUGCAAGAUCUCCCCUCGUGGGGCAUCAAUGAUCAUGAGGAAGGUGAGGGAUCAGCCCAGAACUACACGGCAGGACCUGGUCAAUGACCUGAAGAGAGCUGGGACCAGUCUCAAAGAAAACCAUUCGUAACACACUACGCCGUCAUGGAUUAAAAUCCUGCAGCGCACGCAAGGUCCCCCUGCUCAAGCCAGCGCAUAUCCAGGCCCGUCUGAAGUUUGCCAAUGACCAUCUGGAUGAUCCAGAGGAGGAAUGGGAGGAGGUCAUGUGGUCUGAUGAGACAAAAAUAUAGCUUUUUGGUCUAAACUCCACUCGCUGUGUUUGGAGGAAGAAGGAUGAGUACAACCCCAAGAACACCAUCCCAACCGUGAAGCAUGGAGGUGGAAACAUCAUUCUUUGGGGAUGCUUUUCUGCAAAGGGGACAGGACGACUGCACCGUAUUGAGGGGAGGAUGGAUGGGGCCAUGUAUCAUGAGAUCUUGGCCAACAACCUCCUUCCCUCAGUAAGAGCAUUGAAGAUGGGUCGUGGCUGGGUCUUCCAGCAUGACAACGACCUGAAACACACAGCCAGGGCAACUAAGGAGUGGCUCCGUAAGAAGCAUCUCACGGUCCUGGAGUGGCCUAGCCAGUCUCCAGACCUAAACCCAAAAGAAAAUCUUUGGAUGGAGCUGAAAGUCCGUAUUGCCCAGCGACAGCCCCGAAACCUGAAGGAUCUGGAGAAGGUCUGUAUGGAGGACUUGGCCAAAAUCCCUGCUGCAGUGUGUGCAAACCUGGAACUACAGGAAACGUAUGAUCUCUGUAAUUGCAAACAAAGGUUUCUGUACCAAAUAUUAAAUUCUGCAUUUCUGAUGUAUCAAAUACUUAUGUCAUGCAAUAAAAUGCUAAUUAAUUACUUAAAAAUCAUACAAUGUGAUUUUCUGGAUUUUUGUUUUAGAUUCCGUCUCUCACAGUUGAAGUGUACCUAUGAUAAAAAAUUACAGACCUCUACAUGCUUUGUAAGUAGGAAAACCUGCAAAAUCAGCAGUGUAUCAAAUACUUGUUCUCCCCACUGUAUAUGGUUUUUGGGAUGUACUAUUUGUAAAUAACUUGUGUUAUUAACUUGUGCUGUUUUUCUUCAGCAAUAUUGUGUUCUGGUAUUCUAGUGUGUCAUUAAAUCCUGCAUGACUCUGCACACACCUUCACACCAUUUCCGUUUGAUCACAAUUAUCUUUAUCAGAUUACAUGGCCUGACUUUUUCCACUAUGUAAUCGCUCAAUUUGAGUCAAGUGAAGGUGUUUUAAAAUGUACUGUACUGGUCAAUGAUGUGGAGUUUAAACAAAUUGCAACCCUAUGGCUCAUAAUGUGGUGAGGCUACUAUGACUAACAAUGUAUUUUCAGAUGUGAAAGAAUCAACCUCAAAAUAACCCAGCUUUUAUCCCUCUGUUUUACUGUCAUAAUUUUUUUUAAACGUACUUCAUGCAAGAGUAGUUAUUACAAGAAACUUCCUCUACGAUGAACCAACCUUUAAUAUUAUUUGUUGAGUUUCUCUUUUCUACUGUGUAGUAAUGGUUAUUUUGUUUUACCAAAAAGGUUCUACUCCAAAAUACCACGCCACCCGCUUGCACGUAGAUCAACGGAGUUAAGCUCGUAGUAAGCCUUUGGGAAUCCCCGGUGUUUGAUGCAUGCCGUUUGGUGCUACGCAGACCUGGUGGCGAUCGCGAGACAGAGGGAGUUUUGAUGUAGAACGUUUGCCUGAUGAAGUCAUGCUAGAAGGGAGAAGUGUGCAGGAGGGUAUGGGUACAGCCAUCAGUGGUACAGAGAGACCGGAACAGUUUGUGCUUUAGUAAGGUUGGCUUCUUGGAGUUUAUUGCCAUGGUCAUUAAUUGUAUCACACAGAUGGAAAGGAAAUCUCAGAAGAUUGAAUUGGUGGUAGCAGCAGCAGUAGAGAAGUUUUUGGGUAUCAGAGAUUUUAGUGUAGAAGAGCUAGAGGUGGUUUUGAGAGAAGGGUGUAGGAUCUGUUGGGGCCAAAGUAGUGGGAAGGUGUGUUGGGCAUAGUGGUAUUGUGUGUGUAUAUAUAAGGGCUGUUAGAUGGUGGUACAACCCCCCCCAUUUUCCUUGUAUGUAAUAUUUUACAAAUGUGCAAUGCACUUUCCAAACUGAAAGGCAGGAAAGCCACACGAAGAAAACAGAAAUAGGAACAAAGAAAUCAGGAUUACCGUUCUCCUAGCAGCAGGCUAUUAUGCUGGUAGCACAAGUGCGGUUUUCUUUAUUCCAAAAUAAGAUUCCCCUGAAAAGACAUGUUAAACUUGGGGAAUAUCAAUUUUUUACAGUGCCUUGCGAAAGUAUUCGGCCCCCUUGAACUUUGCGACCUUUUGCCACAUUUCAGGCUUCAAACAUAAAGAUAUAAAACUGUAUCUUUUUGUGAAGAAUCAACAACAAGUGGGACACAAUCAUGAAGUGGAACGACAUUUAUUGGAUAUUUCAAACUUUUUUAACAAAUCAAAAACUGAAAAAUUGGGAGUGCAAAAUUAUUCAGCCCCUUUACUUUCAGUGCAGCAAACCCUCCAGAAGUUCAGUGAGGAUCUCUGAAUGAUCCAAUGUUGACCUAAAUGACUAAUGAUGAUAAAUACAAUCCACCUGUGUGUAAUCAAGUCUCCGUAUAAAUGCACCUGCACUGUGAUAGUCUUAGCGGUCCGUUAAAAGCGCAGAGAGCAUCAUGAAGAACAAGGAACACACCAGGCAGGUCCGAGAUACUGUUGUGAAGAAGUUUAAAGCCGGAUUUGGAUACAAAAACAUUUCCCAAGCUUUAAACAUCCCAAGGAGCACUGUGCAAGCGAUAAUAUUGAAAUGGAAGGAGUAUCAGACCACUGCAAAUCUACCAAGACCUGGCCGUCCCUCUAAACGUUCAGCUCAUACAAGGAGAAUACUGAUCAGAGAUGCAGCCAAGAGGCCCAUGAUCACUCUGGAUGAACUGCAGAGAUCUACAGCUGAGGUGGGAGACUCUGUCCAUAGGACAACAAUCAGUCGUAUAUUGCACAAAUCUGGCCUUUAUGGAAGAGUGGCAAGAAGAAAGCCAUUUCUUAAAGAUAUCCAUCAAAAGUGUUGUUUAAAGUUUGCCACAAGCCACCUGGGAGACACACCAAACAUGUGGAAGAAGGUGCUCUGGUCAGAUGAAACCAAAAUUGAACUUUUUGGCAACAAUGCAAAACGUUAUGUUUGGCGUAAAAGCAACACAGCUCAUCACCCUGAACACACCAUCCCCACUGUCAAACUUGGUGGUGGCAGCAUCAUGGUUUGGGCCUGCUUUUCUUCAGCAGGGACAGGGAAGAUGGUUAAAAUUGAUGGGAAGAUGGAUGGAGCCAAAUACAGGACCAUUCUGGAAGAAAACCUGAUGGAGUCUGCAAAAGACCUGAGACUGGGACGGAUAUUUGUCUUCCAACAAGACAAUGAUCCAAAACAUAAAGCAAAAUCUACAAUGGAAUGGUUCAAAAAUAAACAUAUCCAGGUGUUAGAAUGGCCAAGUCAAAGUCCAGACUUGAAUCCAAUCGAGAAUCUGUGGAAAGAACUGAAAACUGCUGUUCACAAAUGCUCUCCAUCCAACCUCACUGAGCUCGAGCUGUUUUGCAAGGAGGAAUGGGAAAAAAUGUCAGUCUCUCGAUGUGCAAAACUGAUAGACAUACCCCAAGCGACUUACAGCUGUAAUCGCAGCAAAAGGUGGCGCUACAAAGUAUUAACUUAAGGGGGCUGAAUAAUUUUGCAUGCCCAAUUUUUCAGUUUUUGAUUUGUUAAAAAAGUUUGAAAUAUCCCAUAAAUGUUGUUCCACUUCAUGAUUGUGUCCCACUUGUUGAUUCUUCACAAAAAAAUACAGUUUUAUCUUUGUUUGAAGCCUGAAAUGUGGCAAAAGGUCGCAAAUUUCAAGGGGGCCGAAUACUUUCGCAAGGCACUGUAUGUUUUUGCACUCCAGUGCAGUAGAACGUUUUAUCCAAAACAUUGCUACCACCUUUAGAAAAAAUAAGUUGAUCAUUUGUUGAAUUCAUACAAUUUCUUUAAAAAGUGAACACAAACACUGGUAUGGUCAUGUAGGCUAUAUAUUUUUUUUAAAUACACUUUUGAUAAAACACAUGUUAUUGGAAUUACUCAAUAGAUACUGCAACAUUUUUAUUGGUCUCUGUAUUAAAUGGGUUUAAUACAGAGUGCUGCUGGUGACUCCUUAUUCCAUUCACUGCAGUGCAAUACAUGGUACAUUAUAUGGGAUACUUGUAUGUAAAGCACUUUACUACUGGUCUCAUAAAUUGGGGUGGGAAAUACUCAGUCGGGUCUUUACUAACCAAAUAUGGUUAGUUUUGACAUGGCUUGCUGCUGGCUUUUUACUCCGGCCCCACCAUAGCCCCAAUAAAAUAAAAAAACGGUACAUGGGAUACUUAAUAGCUUGUAGAGAGAACUUAUCUACCUGUCUCCGAUACAGUGGGGUGGGAUAUACUCAGUAGGCUCUCUACUAACCAAAUGUGUAGUUUUUCAACUAAUAGUUGAACCAAGUCCUAUUUCAGACAGGUAGAAAAGGACGCUAUACAAGUGUUAUAUAAAUAAUCUAAUAUCAAGCAUUACUAGCAGACCAAAGCUCUGGUUAAACCGGAUGCCCUCAGAUAACUCUGGGCCCAGUGUCCUCAGUCAAGUUUAGAGCCUACGUGCAAUAACAUGAUUAUCCGAAGGACACACAGCUGCCAUCACGCAAAUAUACUCCCCUGUAACUACAAAGAUCAGCCUGCAACACUAACGAGCUUAGAGUGCCAAACUAUCUCACUGACAUUGAACCCUACAUGCACUCCUGCAUAAACAGGAAACACCUGAGCCUAAAGCAGACAUUACCAGUCCCUAAAUCCACGCUUCCUUGACACACAUACAUCUCAUGAGCAACGCACACUCACACUCCACCCCCCCCCCUACUGGUCGGGUGACGUGAGCAAAGAACUCUGCUGUGCACCAAUGGGGCUCCAGCUCUGGCUAGAGCAGGCCCGCCUCCAACUCUUCAGGACCAGUCAGAAGACCAACACGACGAGACUACACCUACAUUAUUCUGUGUAUACAUUCUGUUGUAAACUCUGGCUGGGCAGCCUAAUUAUUCUGACUCCUCACAGAGUCAUAUUGCUUAGGUCCGUGCACGAUGUAGGACAAGAUAUCUUUGACUCAAUAAACUGCCUUUUUGAUACACCUGAUUACAACUCUGUCCAGCGUCGUUGUUUUGCAUUCCCUCUCCAGUAUGUAAACACUAACACUAUACAAGUCGAUAUGUGUCCCAUGUAGUCUAUUACAGUGUAUUGCAUUGAGGACUAUGGAGGGCAGGGUUCCCACGGGUCCUUGAAAUCCUUGAAAGUUUGUGAAUUUGAGAGAAAAUAAAUCAAGGCCUUGAAAGUUUUUUGAAAUAGACAUGGGUUGUUGAAAGUGCUUGAAUUUAUAUAUUUUGUGCAAGAAUAGAAAUUGAAGUUCUUUAGAUUUAAAAAAACAACUUAACAUCAGUAAUAGGCUACGCCGCUGUCUGCAUGUGUGUCUCCCGCUGUCUCUGCGUCCCUUAUUUCACGAGCCACCUGCCUCUGAGAGAGUGCGACGGUCACGUGCGUGCAAGAGUGAUUGAAGUUGAAUAAAUCAGGUUAAACAGCUCAAGCUAACGUUAAGUGAAGCUUCAGCUAUGCCUGGAAAAUGUAAAUUCCUCGACAAGUGGCUCACCAAAAACUGGCUUGUUAAAGAACCGCUAUGCAGAGUGUUAGAUUUGCGUCAAUUCGAAUAUGGUAUCAGAAUAAAUAUGACAAUGAGUCACCGAUUGUAUACUAUGUAUUUUUUAUUAGCUAAGCAAUAAGUGGUAAAUGCAAUUUUCAUAUAUACGGGCUCUCUGUCCCACCUCGCAGGGCAAACAGAGAACUGACUUGUUCUUGACAAAGAUAUUAUAAAUAUACCCUGACAGAAAUAGUUCCUGCUUCUGAGCCGGCCUGUCAGAGUAGAGACUGGGCAUGGUUUAAACUCACCCAGCCUAUCGUUGAUUGUUGGCGCAGAGGCUGGUCCCAGCCCCCUAAGCGCUUCAGUUGAUAGAUGUAACUGUUGCUGUGAAGAAUAUCUAUGCGCUCAUGCUCAAUACCGUUAUCUCGCACCUGGCUCCUGUUAUCUAACAAAAGACCGUUUGUUCUCGCAUCACUAUGUCCUGAAUGUGCCUCCCCAACUCAUUGCACAGUCCCUGUCUUCAUGUUAUUCUAUAUUUGUCCAUCAUGAGAAAGGCCCAUGGCCCUGAAACUGUAAACAAUGUUUCAAGUCAGCUAUGUUGCAAAACACAUACACACAUCCACACAAGCCAACAGCAGAUAAUAUUCAAUCACAUAUAUGGUAACGGGCUAUAGUGCAUAACACAGAAUCCUCAUAAGAGCCUGCAGAAACACGCCAUGGGCGAAGCAGCUCUGACGAGCUACGCUGCUAGAGCAUCACACAGGCAGUGUUGCCAACUUAGUGACUUUGUCGCUAUAUUUAGUGAGUAUUCAGAUCCCUCUAGCGACACAUUUUCAAAAAAAUCGACUAGCGACUUUUCCUGAUGUUAUUGGAGACUUUUGGAGACUGACGUGGAAGCAUGUAUAGUUCUUACUCUUCUCAACGAGCAGCGGAUGCUACCGUGGGCCCCACCCCGUCCCAAAACACUCAAAGGCGGCCCAGUCCUCACGCAGCAGUCCCUCCCAGCUGCAGUCAGAGCAUUAGAUGUUUACCCCUCCGCGCCCAGACUGCAAAUUAAUUGCGCAUAUGGGAAGCCGCCGCUGGCUGAUCCUGCCCUGGCUUACAUUCAGGGAGGGAUGUAAAUGUAAAAUGUUCUUUGUCUAAAAUAAAUCACUGCAUUUGACUCACACAGCCUUAGUCACUUACUCACCUUGUCCACUGUGUGUGUGCCUCUGUGACAUAAGCUACACAUCUAGCUGGCUAGCUCAUCAUGUCCCAGUCUAAACUGUACACUCAAAAAUACAGAAAGGAGUGGGAAUCAAACCCUGAAUUCAAAGGCUGGUUGAAGCCGUUUAUUGGAGGUGAUACACGGGCCUAUUGCCUGUAUUGUAAGGCUGAUUUCUACGCCAAACUUAGUGAUGUAAAAAAAAUACAUGACAACUCAAAAACAUACUCAAAAGGCAAAGCCUUAUAACAGUUCCACCCAAUUUAUAGUUAAUAAAAUUGACUGCAAAAAAGGCUGAGGCCACCAUGGCAUUAGCUAUCGCUGAACACAUUGGAGAAGCAUGUAGAGCUGCUUUCUCAGACUCCACUGCUGCAACCCACUUCAAAAUGCACAGGUCAAAGUGCACAGAAAUUAUGAAUGGUGUUCUAGCACCAUACUUUCUGAAAAAGUUGGUCGCAGAUGUGGGUAACAAGCGUUUCAGCCUCCUACUCGAUGAGUCCACAGAUGUAAGUGUUUCUAAGUACCUAGGGGUGUGAUAACUUUAGUGACACCAAGCAGACAAUUGUAUCACCAUUUCUGGGGCUUGUUGAGUUGGAGGGAGGAGAUGCCAAAUCUAUAGCCCGUGCUGUUGUGGCUUUCCUCGAAGUGUCAUCUAUCCUGGGGAUAGGGACUGCCUCAUGCCUCACUGAAAACAAUGGACAUGUAUAACAUACCGUACUCAUUGAAGUAAAUUGCAUAUAUUGCAAUGUAAUACAUUAAGAGCAUGCAUGCAUAAAAUAAACUUACUUUGAUCUUGUCACUGCAGAUUGGACAUUUGUAUCCAGCUACAAAAUCGGCUAACAAAAUAACUAGAAAUGACAUCACUGUGUCUCUAAAUUUACGUAAUGUCAUUUCUAGGUUUUCUGUCACUUUGUCCCUCAGAUUUUGGCCUCAGACCUGAAGGUAGUUGUACAUAUUUGUGCUAGGAUACAGACAAAGAAAAAUGAUUGGCUUGACAACAUUACACGGGAUUGAGAUCUAUCAGUAUUGUUCGUGGAAUUUAUAUAGGGGUGGCCAUCACAAUAAUAUAGGGAUAUAUAGUCCUCAGGGGCUAUUUGUACCAUGUUAAGGAUGAAAUCCUCUCCCCAAGGCCUCCCGAGUGGUGCAGCGGUCUAAGGCACUGCAUCGCAGUGCUAGGAGCGUCACUACAGACCCGGGUUGUAUCACGGCCGUGAUUCGGAGUCCCAUAGGGCAAUGCACAAUUGACCCAGCAUUAGGGGAGGGUUUGGCCGGGGGGGCUUUACUUGGCUCAUCGCGCUCUAGCGACUUCUUGUGGCUUGCCGGGCGCCUGCAGGCUGACUUCAGUUGUCAGUUGAACAGUGUUUCCUCUGACACAUUGGUGUGGCUGGCUUCCGGGUUUAGCUAGUGGGUGUUUGGCGAAGGGUGGUUUGGCGGGUCAUGUUUCAGAGGACGCAUGACUCGACCUUUGCCUCCCUAGUCCGUCGGGGAGUCACAGCAAUGAGACAAGAUUGAAAUUGGGGAGAAAAAGGGGGUAAUAGGAAAAAAAGAAAUCCUCUCCCCCUCAUAUCGUGUUGAAGCACGCUGUGCAUCUGAGUUGGUGGUCUUUGAGAGAUAGAAGAUGAAGAAUCUCAAAUCAAGUUCAUAUGGGUAUCUAAGGUCACAGUCCCAGAGCCUACCGCUCGCACGUCACCUUCCAGUUGGACAUCUGCCACAGGCACAUACACUGGCACAGGAGGGGUAAACAAGGAGUAUAUCAUUUGACUCCUGAAACAACUGUGGUGCCGCUGUGACAUAUUGUUCCGGUAACAAAAAGUGAAAUACAAUCACAAUCAGAUUACACACAGUGAGAUGUGUACUGGAUCAUAUACAUAUGUGAUAUGGCAUUGGUUGAACACUAUGGGACUAAUGUAUUGUUUUGCCAUGUCUUGCAUAUAAGACUGACAACAAAGUGAUACAUUUUUAGCCACUGGAAUCUCAAAUAGCACCUGUCCAGUAGAAAUAGCCAUUUUACAAACAAGUCAGGGUUUGGGUUGCAUACUGCAUGUUUGACAUUUCAUCAUCCCUUCACUUAUUUUGACGAUUCUAUAUUUGUCGGUUUCCAUCAGAAAUUGGGUGGUGGAGAAUGGAAUUAGUUAAAUUUUCUAGAAUAGAAAAACAAAUGGUGACAAAGGGCAUAACACCAGUUACAUUAUUCCGCCCUAUUUCAAAUUAAUUGAACCAUUAACUCUGUGUGCCAUUUUCUGGUAUAGCUGUGAUCUGUAAAAUAAAACAUAAAUCUGGUAGCAUGUAGUAGGGACACAUUUGGUUCCUGGGGUUGUACUUUGCAGAAGUGUCAAAAGGAUUAACAUUUAAGGAGGCAAUAAACAAUUAACUCCUACCCAUGUCCCUUCCGCUGGAGUGCACAUGCACUAUAUUGAGCUGGACUUCAUUAAAUUCCCUGAUGCUCUCGCAGUUGUAAGGGACUGCUAAUUCCUAUGUAGGUGACAUUACAUUACUAUUAAUUCCUAUGUAGGUGACAUUACACUACUAUAGCUGAGACAACGUAUUUUCAUAGUAAAACAGGUUGGGCCCCAUACAGGAUAUCUCUCACACACACACUCACUUAAAUCAUCCACAACACUGUCACAACAGGAUACUCCUAGCCACAGGUGCUAGCCGUCAGUUCGGCCACAACUCCCCUGAAGAUAGGGACGCACACACAUUACACACGGACUCUCGAGGACAGGACAGGGACGCAUACGUUCUUACACACUGACCCCAGAAGACAGGGACGACGCACAUACAGUACACACAUAGCUGCCGAGGACACCCAGAUAAGACACCCACAGAUUGGCAGAAAGCCUAGAUUUAGAGACAAACUAGCACACACACAUAAUCUCCCUCCCAGCCGAACAUUGUGUGACUGAAGAUAGCGCACACACCAAAUCUCCUUUUCAGCUAAACAUGGUGUGACGACCAAGAACAGGCAUGGCAGAACUCUACGAUGACGGACAGACAACUGAGCCAAUGCCGGAUGACUACACCCCAGCCUGAUCCAAUCCGAAGAUCCGAUCUCCUAGAAAUCAACCUACUUUCUGUUCUGUAUAUGAAGCUUGUACUCACUGUUAGCAAGGUUCCUUUCUGCUAGUCUCUGAUGAGCUAACAGAGGGGCCCGUAUAUACGCUGUACCAGAUAUCUUCACUCUGAAUAAACCUGUCGCUUGUCGUACAAUCUAC
Oncorhynchus nerka (sockeye salmon) is the source of this 13145-nucleotide messenger RNA. Its product is annotated as piggyBac transposable element-derived protein 4-like. The transcript is spliced from 3 exons. NCBI's taxonomy places the organism in Eukaryota, Metazoa, Chordata, Actinopteri, Salmoniformes, Salmonidae. The record is from RefSeq and is a predicted model, not a curated record. The coding region runs from base 222 to 2288 and encodes 688 amino acids.